This is a messenger RNA of Temnothorax curvispinosus, 2438 nucleotides long. RefSeq lists its product as uncharacterized. Gene Ontology annotation, molecular function: monocarboxylic acid transmembrane transporter activity. The transcript has 11 exons. Gene Ontology annotation, biological process: transmembrane transport; monocarboxylic acid transport. The record is from RefSeq and is a predicted model, not a curated record. NCBI's taxonomy places the organism in Eukaryota, Metazoa, Arthropoda, Insecta, Hymenoptera, Formicidae. Bases 588 to 2390 code for a protein of 600 amino acids.
UGACCUUCCUAUAAAGGUAUUUCCUAUUUAGCUUCAUCUAACAAUGUUCUCUCUCAUUAUCAAAGCAAUCGUGCUCCGAUAAUGCAUUGAACAUCCAUGGACUAAAGUGAUCAGAUUAGAUUAAUAGUAAGCUUAAGCACUUUCUUAUCUUUCAUGAAAGUGAUGUCCAACGGCAGUGUAGCCUUUAUCAUUUCGCGAGACGCAAUACUAUUAUCGGACUAGAAGAAUAUGCUAAGUUUUGUGCUAUUUGCUUAUGUGUGUUAUAAUUACUGAUUCAUUAGUGUUAGACCAAUUAAAUCUGUGAGUCAAUGUACAAAAAGGAAGAUAAGUAAUGAUUAAUCCACGAGACGUUGCAAGUUUUGACGUUUUAGUGAAUAAAGUGUGCUGUUCACAAUUGUGUUCAAGUAAUUGUUGAUACAACUGCUCACAAAAACGGACGUGAAUAAGUGUGAAAGCAAGACUCCGUGCAAAUUUUUAUUUUACAAAGUGAAUUUUUAUUCUUGUUGCAAGUUAUAUUUCUAUUAUUUUUAGACAAUUAAUCAAUAUUAUACUAAAUUUUAUUAUACAAUUUGACUUUAUAUUAAAAAAUGUUUACGAAAGUGCCGCCGAAUGGGGGGUGGGGAUGGAUCAUUGUGUUAGCUGGAGCACUGAGUGGCCUAUCAACUAUCCCAAUUUUGCAAGUAUUCGGAUUGAUAUUUAAAGAUUCUUUUGCCACGCUUAAUCUGACUGCAACAGACACGUCAGUUAUAAUCAAUGUAAAUUUGGCAUUCGGUAUGAUACUCGGCUUAAUCAAUGGGCCUCUCUUGAAGAUCUACGGUUAUAGAAGAGUGGCGCUGACCGGAAGUAUAAUGUAUGCAGUUGGUGUAAUACUGACGGCAUUUGCCAACAGCUUUGCUCUUAUUAUUAUUUGUUAUGGAGUGCUAGCCUCUAUUGGUAUAAGUAUGUCGAUGUCUGCAUUCUCUCUGGCGACUAAUAGUUACUUUACUACGAAACGAUCACGAGCUGUAGGCAUGGGAAUGACUGUCACAGGGCUGGGUCCAAUUCUUAUGCCUCAAAUAGCAUCUUUCUUACUUUCAUAUUAUGGUAUUCAGGGAACCAUCUUGAUACUUGGCGCUUACAGUUUUCACUCGAUGAUAGGCGCAUUAUUGCUACAUCCGAUCAAAUGGCAUAUGAAAAACGCACCCAUUUGCUUAGAGACAAUCCCUGAAAAUCCUAAGACUUUGACUGACAUUAAUGAUAAACAAGAUACAUUGAAUUGUUACGAGGAAGAUGAAAGUAUACACUCUUCGAUGCCGGCAAUAAAUUAUCAGAGAAAAAGAAGACUAACCGUAUCCAGCAUUGAUCACGAUGUCGAAGUUGGAAGCAUUUAUGGAUUCGAUACACCAUUACCCCGACAAAUUUCUACAGACGGAACCAGUAGGAGCCGACUUAAUCUAUCGUACGACUCAAAUUACGACACCGAAAUGUUGAUGAUGAACGGUACAUCAAAAACGAAUUUACCAAAAUAUCCAUGGUGGAAUUUAUCAAGAAGCGUAGAUAGUGUUCAUCUCGGUAGUAGCAUAAAAAUUUUUGACGAGCCUAUUCCAAUAACGAAAAAAUUGACAUUUGUCGAUAAUGAUGUAAGCAAAAAUAAUGGUACAAGUCAGAACGUUGUGGAAAAGGAUUCGCUAUUAGAAAAAGAGGCAGAUAAAUGUUCAAUCAACGAAAAUAAUGACAGCAGCGGCAAAAAUAAUUCGGCCUGUCACCGAAUUCUACAACGAGUGUCUGACCUUUACGACUUCGAUCUUCUGCGCGACCCGAUUUACGUGAACAUUAUGUUGGGGAUGUCAAUCGCGAUUUUCGCCGAGAUAAACUUCUCCAUGCUGACGCCGUUUAUCCUCGCUGACAUGGGUUUGACAACGGCAAAAAUUGCCAACGUCAUGAGUAUCAUCGCGAUAGUUGAUCUCGUUCUCAGAGGCGCGGCACCCUAUCUGGGGGAGUGGCUGCGUCUAUCGUCCAGGAUGAUGUACAUGCUCAGCUUGUUUCUUCUGAUAAUUAGCAGAACCUCGCUGAUAUUUGCGAAUAGCUACGCUACGAUGGUGGCCGUCGCGAUCGGUUUGGGAGCAGCGAAAGGAAUUCGAUCGGUGUAUAUGGUCUUGGUCGUACCCAGCUACGUUCCCAUUCAAAAGUUACCCAACGCAUCAGGAAUUCAGAUGCUGACCAACGGACUGUUCCUCAUGAGCGCUGGUCCUAUGCUCGGUUUAUUACGGGAUAAUACUGGAAAUUACACCAUCUGUAUUAUCCUACUCAACUGCGUGACCGCUAUUACAUUAUGUAUUUGGACAAUAGAGAUGCUUAUUCGAAGGAAAUCUCUUGCGCGGCAAAAAUCACAAUUAUCCGGAACAUCUUAGUAAACUCAAUAUAAUUAUGUAUCUGUAAAUAAAUUAUUUCCAAUUGUA